AUGCCCUGCUUUAAAGGGAUUGCCGUUAGCAUACAUGCCAACGGUGCUCCUCUUCCCGAGCAUGGUAUGCAAAAGCAGUCACGACUGUCACGCAUCAGCACCUAUAUACCCGUGCCUCAGCCAAGCAUCAACCCCGAUUCGAACAAGCCCGAGCCUGCCAAGUUCGCCAUUUCAAUUACCCUCUUGACACCCGGCUUGCCGAUCCCGUACUCGACUCCGAAGUCCACCGAGACGAACCCUUAUCCCAAGCCCCAGUUCGUCGGAGGCCUGCCCACCGCCGCUCAAGGUCCUUCGAAGUUCUCCGGAGUCGUCAACCCCUAUAUUCCCAUGACCAAUUCUGAGAAUGAGACGAUAGCCGCCUACAUAUACUUUGACGGAAGAUCCAAGGAGGAAGUCGCCACGCUUCUGCGACCGGGUGAGGAGACCUGGGUCAACAGUCGUUGGGUUCAGGUACCCGAUUCUGAAGGCGGAGGUCUUGCUGAGCGCGAAUUUUUAUUCCGCGAAGUCGGCUUGGAGCGUUGGCUUAACGGCUUGGACCUUCAAGGUCACGAUGCGGCAGAGAAGCUGGAACGUCGCCGUCAAAAGUUCGAGAAGCGACGCAGGAGACAAAAGACUACGACUGGAGCGACAAGCAUGCAAGUUGAGGAAGGCCCCAACGGCCCCAGAGACACUCUGCGCUACGGUGCCGAGGACGGAUCUCCUGUUGAGGCUGUCUUUGGCGAAGACGACUCUGACUCCUUAUCCGACGAUGACGAGAUCCCCGAGGCAACUGGACAGAUCAAGGUGCUGAUGUUCCGUGUGCUUGCUUCUGGCGAAAUAAAAAAAGGAGAAUACUCUCCACAGUUCGAUGCUCAUGACGACGACGAUGACGCGGAGUCCGGAAAGCAAGGCAAUGGGAAGAGCGGCGUCGAUGCUGACGUGGAGCACACUACAAGCUUUGCCAAGCCCAAGACGUUGGAUCCGAAGACUAUUAGUACUCAGACCGUGACGGGUAUCGAUGGCCCCGACAAGCCAUAUGCUUCUUUCACAUUCUUCUACCGCGGGGAGAGGCAACUCCAAAAGAUUGGCAUCAUUGCUUCUUCAAAGGCAGCCCAGGCAACGCCGGGAUCUGCCAAACGCCGGUCUGGGCAGCUAGACUUUUCAAGCCUCGGCCCCUUGAAGACCUCUGGCACCGUUGGAUUUUCUGCCUUCAGAGACCAGGAUACAGAGGCCACCAGACGACGGAAAGCCCGCAAGAAGAGCAAUGGCAAUAUUGGGGGAGCUCUCAAUGACGACAGUGACGACGAUGACGACGAGAGUGAACUUCUUGGAAAGAUGCAGGAUAUUGAUGAAAAGGACAUCAAUAACAAGCUCGCCCCCGAGGACGUUAGAUCUCAAGGGGAGCUUGCUGAUGGUGUGAACCGUAUUCGACUUAAGAGAGCACAUUCAGCCGAGCCCGACCGCUCCGAGAACGCAGGUGCCACCAAUAACUCUGUAAACUCGGGCGCGUUCGGUAAUCCGUUGAUUGGCGCUGCAAGCGCUGCAGGCAAUGGCCAUGUUUCCGAGGGCGUGAACCAGGACCCUAGCAACGACGCUACGAUAGAGGGAACAAUUGGGAGCCCCUUGAAGAAACAUCGGCCGAGUAUUUCUGGCGGCGAUGAUCAAAUCCGAGCCCAGUCAAAUAACUCAGGUUUGAGCGAUGUCAUGAACCGUGGGGUCCCUACACAGACAAAUGCGCCGGCCACCUCGGGUACCAAUGUCGACGAGGAAGAGCUGUGA
Molecule: messenger RNA, 1758 nt
Organism: Colletotrichum costaricense
Lineage: Eukaryota; Fungi; Ascomycota; Sordariomycetes; Glomerellales; Glomerellaceae
Exons: 3
Coding region: 1-1758 (585 amino acids)
Source: RefSeq, a predicted model, not a curated record